GGGCGCCCUCUCCCGGCACACUUUAGCAGUGCUUCAGUUCCCGGCGGCCCUCGCGGCCGGUUCCGGGCGUAAGGGCCGGGUGUGAUGGCGGGGGCCGGUUCCGCCGCCGUGUCCGGUGCGGGGACCCCAGUGGCGGGGCCCGCAGGCCGCGACCUGUUCGCUGAGGGUCUCCUCGAGUUCCUGCGACCGGCUGUGCAGCAGCUCGACUCUCACGUCCACGCCGUCAGAGAGAGCCAGGUAGAGCUACGGGAACAAAUCGACAACCUAGCUACCGAGCUGUGCCGAAUCAAUGAGGAUCAGAAGGUGGCCCUGGAUCUUGACCCCUAUGUGAAGAAACUUCUUAAUGCCCGGCGACGAGUGGUCUUGGUCAACAACAUUCUACAGAAUGCCCAGGAACGGCUAAGGCGGCUAAACCACAGUGUUGCCAAGGAAACAGCCCGCAGGAGGGCAAUGCUGGACUCAGGAGUUUACCCCCCUGGGUCCCCAAGCAAGUAACAGGCCAGAAGACGCACCUACACCUCACAGAUAUAUAUAGCACAAAUACUAGUCCCCAGCUCCCUUGUUCCAGGACUCCCCAUAGACCUUGGACAUCAGAAAGGCAGCCCUACUGUUUGUUUGAAGCACUUAAUUUUUAUUUAUGUGGGAGCCUAAAAAAGCCUCUGUACCAUAGGA
This is a messenger RNA of Condylura cristata (star-nosed mole), 672 nucleotides long. It is a transcript of the gene SNAPIN, whose product is annotated as SNAP-associated protein. NCBI's taxonomy places the organism in Eukaryota, Metazoa, Chordata, Mammalia, Eulipotyphla, Talpidae. The record is from RefSeq and is a predicted model, not a curated record. Gene Ontology annotation, cellular component: BORC complex; synaptic vesicle; BLOC-1 complex. The transcript is spliced from 4 exons. Bases 85 to 495 code for a protein of 136 amino acids. Gene Ontology annotation, molecular function: SNARE binding. Gene Ontology annotation, biological process: synaptic vesicle exocytosis; regulation of synaptic vesicle exocytosis; lysosome localization.